AAUAUAAAAGAAGAAGAAGAAAGAAAGGCACAACAUAUAAAACGCAGGUUUCUGGCUCUGUGUUGGAAGAAUAACCGUAACGAACGAAUGAGAGUCUCGCUCCUCGCCUCACCGGAACGAACACUCCCAGGCGCUCUUGUCGUCACCGUUUUCUUCACAGGCAUAGCUCAUGGCUUCUACAAUCUCAUCAUCAAAUUCACAUAAGCUCCAAAGAUAUCAUAUGGUCGAUAUGAAAGAUAUGAUUAGCGAUUUACCUGAGGGAAUUCUUUAUUAUAUUCUUUCUCGCCUCUCUACGGAAGAGGCUGUAAGAACUUCUAUAUUAGCAACAAAGUGGAGAUACUUGUGGACCCAAUUACCCGUCUUUGAUUUUCGAGAUUCAUCUCCAAAGCGAAAUUCUAAGUCACCAGAUUGCCUCGUAGAUCUAGUGGACCAACUACUUCACAAAUCCAACCGUAUAAAAAAGCUCUUCAUUGAAUUACCAGUAACUAUUGUUGAUGCAGGGAAAGUUAGUUCUAUGUUAUCUUCUGCAUUGAUGCAUGAUGUCCAUGAUCUUACACUUAACCUAGAAUCUGAAAAUAGUAGGUUUGUGUUACCCAAUAGUUUCUCGGCAUCCCGGUCAUUGACUAAGUUGGAUAUAGUAUUUGGCUUCCUUGAUUCUGUACCUGAUGGUAUCUGUUUCCCUAGCUUAAAGAUAUUAUCUUUUGCACAUGUUACCUUCACAAAUGAGAAGUCGGCUCAAAGACUUUUUUCUGGGUGCCCUGUCUUACAAGAUUUGUCCUUUGAAAAAUGUUACUGGGUGAACAUAAACAUUAGUGUUGCAAUUCCAACAUUGAAGAAGUUGGACAUCUUUUUCAGAUCUUCUUCUCUAGAUCGUAACAGUUGUAUGUUUAAAAUUGAUGCUGUGAAUCUUUUAUCUUUAAGUUACAAAAGUAACCCAACUAUAAAUUGUUUCCUUGUUAACUCUACCUCCAUAGUUGAUGCAAAUAUUGAUCUUGGGUUUUUCUGUGUCCAAAAUAACGAACUGCAUGUUGCUGUAUUUGCAAUUGAGCUGUUCAGUCGUCUUGGUAGUGUAGAGUCUCUCAGGCUAUCAGAUCAAACUAUUCAGUGUCUUAACUAUGCAAAAUCUGCUCUUCAUCUUUUACCUUCGUUCAAGAAUUUGACGCGUCUUGAAGUGCAUUUCGAUGAUCCUAGUUGUGAAGUAUUAGCAGACAUUCUCCGAAAGAGUCCUAAACUAGAAUUUCUUCACAUUUAUGGGGGAUCUUACUUAUCCUUGGAUAGUGAAGACUGGACAUCAGAUUCACUGCCUUGCUGUUUCAAAUCUUCUCUCAAAUCAUGUGAUAUUUCAGAUUUUCGUGGAGAUGAAGCCGAAAUCAGAUUGGUGAAGUUUUUGUUAGAAAAUGUCACGUUAUUAAGGGAGAUGAACAUUUACUGUACUGGAUAUCUAUCAAAAAAAUCGAAGAAGCUGGCUGAUGUGAGGAACCAAUUGCAAGCUUUAGGCAUGGGAAGUUGUGUCAUUAACUUGCAUCACUCGUGGUUUUGAUGUUUUGGCGGGUGUUGAGUAAAGAUUCAUCUAUACCUCAGAUAUUGAUUGUAGUUUCAUCGGAUGACUGUGCCUGUUUGAUUUAGUGUGGGGCAUUUUCAAUGGAUUUUACAUGUAGCAAAAAUUCUGUUUUCACAUAGAUUACCUUGUGGAAUCGUUAUUUUCCCAUGCAUUUGUAAGAAUCUAAAGUAUCUAGACUAUGUUUUAUUUGAUUGAUAACUGGUUAAGUGUUGCUGGAAAUAGAACCAUUUGUGUCAAGAAUAGAUUUAUAUCA
Molecule: messenger RNA, 1814 nt
Organism: Medicago truncatula (barrel medic)
Lineage: Eukaryota; Viridiplantae; Streptophyta; Magnoliopsida; Fabales; Fabaceae
Product: F-box protein At4g22280
Exons: 4
Coding region: 170-1540 (456 amino acids)
Molecular function (GO): protein binding
Source: RefSeq, a predicted model, not a curated record